This is a messenger RNA of Styela clava, 3750 nucleotides long. RefSeq names its product protein unc-93 homolog A-like. The record is from RefSeq and is a predicted model, not a curated record. Lineage: Eukaryota; Metazoa; Chordata; Ascidiacea; Stolidobranchia; Styelidae.
GUAAUUAUUAUGGCGCACAGCUGUUCUUUGCUGGAUGAGAAUACACGCUUAUUGUCGGGAAGACAGUUAGUAAAAGUUAGCCUAAUCGAAAAUAAUAUUUAUUUUUUGUAAAACUCCAUAAUUUAAAAGAAAUGUGGGUGUAAAAAUAAUAAUAAUCAAUGUUAUGAAGUGCAACUUAGUUACGAAGUAUAUUGAAAUAAUCUGCAUAGACAGUUUCAGUGACAGGUAGUUUUGAAUUCUCUGUCAAUUUAUCUCGCCAAGCAGUUCAAUCAGAGUUUACUCAUUUGAUGCAUUCUACAGUUUAUGGCAACAUAUUGGCAAAAUUAUUAUGCUUAGCUGAUGGUGAAUAGUUUACACCAAAUAUAAUAAUCAAUAAUUGUCAGAAGUAUGAUUAGACAUAAUAUAGCCAUAUUCGACCAAUAUGUGAUCUGGCCAAAAUUAUCAAGUCACAGGUAAUAUUAGCACCAAACAACGAAUGUUCAAGCUUUCGGAAACGAUUGAGUUCAAGAGAUAACUGCAUAGACAUCAGAAGAAAUUGGCAGUCUUCAAUUCAAGUCAAAUGAAACAUAGCCCAACCUUCUUUGUUCAUUUUACGUUCAAAUACGGAAUUAUGUGUACAGGGUAUAGUUUACCUGAAGAAAGUGACAACGCGACACGCUUAAAAGAAAUAAUUUUUGUGUUUAUAGUAAGGGUAGAAAUAAGAAUUCAGAUGUUACAUUGUUAAGUAUCAAAAUCAGCGAGAGCAGGGGUGGCCAACACGGUCGACCGCCUUGCUCGAGCAGUCGAUCGCGUCUGACGUUGAGUGAAUUUUAUUGAAAUACCCCCAAAAAUCAGCAGUAUGAGUUUUUGGUGUACUUUCAAAUAACUGUAGAUUUAGGAAGUGAAUGAUUGUGGAUGCUGAAUUACCAAGCGAUAGGAUCAAUUCUUCUUAAGCAUGAAUUGAACCGCACUACUGUUUGUCCCUGGUCUAAUGAAAUACCUGGCCAGAAUAUAUUAAAUUGCAUGCUUUUUUGUCAAUGCAAACCUUUAAUUACAUCAGUCGAUAUUCAUCAACAGUUCAAAUCGGAACAAUAGUAUAAAACUCGUACUAACGUUAACGAUUGGUCAAGUACCUCUCAACCUUCAGCUAAUCGCAUUAGUGAAAGCGACGUGCGGUCAGUGAGGUACGAAACAUUACAUUCGAUGAGAUAUCGUACUGUACGUUUACUGUAUAAUGGCCAACGAUGAGGAAAAUUGCGAUGAAAUUGAAUUGGAAUUCAAGUCAGGCACUCAAGACGACUGGGAAAAGACUGAAGCAAUGGUAGAUAAUAACAAUAGCGAGAAAAUAUCGAUAAAAAACGAGGAACAUUAUUUUAAAAAUGAACAACGUGUUAUAAUCAGACAAUCCACAUUUCUCGCCAUUGGCGCCGCCGGAAUUUUUGCAGCAUUUUCUGGAGUGAUAAAUCUUCAAUCGUCGUUAAAUUUUGAAGAAUCCCUGGGCACGUCAAGUUUGGCAAUUUGCUAUGCGACCACAAUAGUAUUAAAUGCAACAGUGGUUCCAUUCCUUCUUCAAAUCUUUGGAGCAAAAUUUUUACUGCUGUUGAGCGACAUCGCUUUCAUUGCCUACACAUUGGCAAAUCUCUAUCCAGUGAAGCACAGUCUAUAUCCUGCCGCCGUUAUAUUGGGAAUUGGGGAGGCAUUUGUAUGGCCAGCCAUAACAAUGUUCAACGCGCAAUUUGGAACGCAGUAUGCUAAGCACACUUUCAAAGGAAAUGCGAGGAAGAAGAAUGAACUAGACGUGGAUCUGAUUGAAUUAACUUGGAAGCAAACUAGAUGGUUUACUGGAAGAUUUUUUGCUAUUUUUGCAAUUCAUCAGAUAGCUGGAAACCUUAUAGCGUAUAUUAUAUUGGUAUUCGAUUCUGAAAAGAUGAGUAACAACGCUACAACGAUAAAUAAUUUAACCAGCAUAAAUUUCACGGAUAUAACAGAAUUUCAAUGUGGCGCACAAGAUUGCUAUGAAUAUGACGUGGUUCAAGAAGAAAUGGGGUCCGCGAAAAACAAUUUCGGCGUAGAAAAUUCAUUGUUAAGAAUUUUACUCUUCGUAGGUUAUGGAUUGAUACAAAUUUUAUCUUUGAUAUUCCAUAAAGUGUUUCUCAAAGAAUCUCAUUCAUCUAAAAAUAAAGACAAUUCCCCAAGAUUAUCGUUACGUGCAAUCGGAAGAUUUCAGGCUAAGAUUUUAAGGCAUAUGGUGUCACCUCUUCAAAUUCUCAUCGCUCCCUUGAACGUAUACAGUGGGAUGAUGAUGGGAUUCAUAUUCGGGGAUAUAACGAGAUCAUUCAUCUCUUGCCCACUUGGAGUAGAACAGGUUGGGUUGGCCAUGGCAUUAUUCGGCGUGACAGCUACAGUAGGAUCGGUACUUUUUCAACGACUGUCUGCUUCUUUUGGCAGAAACUCUUUCGUCGGACUUGCCUACGUAUUGGAAACUUCGGUAUUGAUUUUCUGCAUGUUUUGGCAUCCUAUGGAGUCUAAGGCCUGGCAGAUUUAUUUCAUUAUCGCUUUUUUUGGUCUGCCGGAUGCCGUGAGACAAGCAGCCGUUGCAGCGACCUAUCCGGAAUAUUUUGCCAAGAACAAGAGUGUUGCUUUCAGUAUGCUAUCGUUGUUAACCAGCAUGGGAUUUACAAUCAUGUUUGCAUUGGGAACAUCAAUCUGUGUCGACACUAAAAUCAUCAUUUUAAUUUCCAUGUUGACUUUCUCAGUAACUUGCUAUUCAAUCGCUGAAAUUUAUUUUCAUAAAGUGGAACGUAAACGGUUCCAUGAAGAAACGAAAUAAUCUGUGCGCGUUUCCACAAAACCGAAAAAGGCCUCUAAGAUAGAAUAAUAUAAUUAUGUUGAAAUAUGAUAACAUGUAUAACUCAGGGUUUGAUUUUGCAAUGUAAUACAAUAAUCAUUUAUUCGUUAAGUAUUUUUGUUGAUGUCCUCAAGAUUUCAGAUAAAUAUUGUCGCAGAAUAACGUGAGCAAUAAUUAAUAUAUAUCGUACAAAGACUUUAGGAAACUGAUUUCACAACAGCUUUAUCGUGGAAUUCUAUGGAGUUUUGUUAUGAAAAUUUUCUGUACUUCAACAACCGAAUUUAUUUUUCCUAGUAAUAGCUGAUAACCCGUUCUAAGUCUGUAGCGGUACUCCUGAAGUAUGCGCACCAAGAUGUCGCAUAACCUGAACCCUAAUCUGGUACACAACCUGAGUUCAGGUUGUGCGCCAUCUUGGUGCGCAUACUUCGGGAGGUCCAAAAUUUCAUUUCUUUAGCGUUUUUUCCACUCUGAGCAAAAACAUUUCCACUCCGGAGUCGAUUGUAAAUCUGCCAGUCUCCACAGCCCUGUGCGCCACUCGGUGAUUUUAUGUAUAACGAUUUUAUAAACCAAAUAUCAGUGCUACUCUUGCAGAGACGAUCAAUGUGCCAGUGGGCGUGAGCACCACCGCUAACGGUACCACACUAUUUACUAAUGAAAAGAGAGCGUUACCGAUUUGCUCACAGUCACCCUGACCGUUUGGCGGCAAUGGCGUUCGAACAAACGAGGGUUGGAUUUUUUGGUGAGACUGCUUGAAGCAAGUCCAUGUGACACCACUAUAACGCUUACAGACUUAUUAUUGCCGCCACAUAAAAGUCAGUUAUGCAAUUGCCAAAGACAAUACUUGAAAAGUAUUUUCUGCAUUUUUGUUAAAUUAUAUUUGUGCAUUAUUAUUUUUUAUUAAAAAUAAUAUAAGAGUGCAAAGA